UGACGUGUCGGCUCCUCCAGCACAGUGCUCAUGCUCCAGCAGCGGAAUCAAGCCAGUCAACAAAUCUGCCAGCAUGGCAGCAAAACACUUCUACCGACAGGGCUUUCUAUUACUUUUAUUCAAUUUUAUUUCAACCGCAGCCUUGGAAAAAAGGUUCUCCGACUUUAAAAGAUGCGCCGAUAAGGAGUGCAGCAUGCUUCUAUGUCGGGGAAAAGCUGUGAAAGAUUUCUUGGGACCAGACUGUCGGUUCCUGUCAGUCAAGAAAUCAGAAACUAUCUAUGUAUACUAUAAAUUGUCAGGAAGAAGGGCCGACAUAUGGGCUGGAAGUGUUGGAAGUCACUUUGGCUAUUUCCCAAAGGACCUUCUUGCAGUUAACCACAUUUAUACUGACAUAGAAUUUGAAGUUCCAGCAGAGGAAACAGAUUUCGUCUGUUUUGACACUGGAUAUGAUAAGUUUCACAAUUACGACAUAGAUUCACUGUUAGGCUCAUCACUGGAGGAGAAUGACAGUGAAAAUACAGGAAAAUCUGACCCAAUCCAAGUGGCAGAGGGCACGCAGGAAGAAUUACAACCAUCAGCAGACGAGGCAACUGACCGUGAAAAACAAACGGAGCAUCAUGAUAACUCUGAGGAUCUUGUCCUAUAUGAUCAAAGUGCCUCUUUAUCUGAACUUGAUGUGGCAACUGAGUCAUAUUCUAAACCAGUUGCAGAUUCUGAUACAGCAGCUACAUCUGAUGCUAUUGAGAGAGCUGCAGAAGACAGUGAAACCAAAGAUGCACCUACAAAAUCUGAAGUGCGAUCUGUGUCCAAAGAUGAUUUUGUUUCAGAAAAUGAACCAGUCUCGAUUUCUGAAGGAAUGCAAAUCCCCCAGUUAAAAACUACCCUUGGAACAACUUUUGAUGCUGUCGCCUCAGAUGAAGAAAUCACCAAGAAAGUUACCCCAUAUGAAGAGGAGGAAAGUGACUAUGUAGAAAAUCCUCCCAAAGAUGAGAUUGAUGUCGAAGUUGAAACUCCAUUGCUGUCUUUUUCUGAACAAGCGAGCACUCCCGCAUCUGAUUCCAUCAAAAUUUCUGAAGGAGUGCAAAUCCCCCAGUUAAAAACUACCCUUGGAACAACUUUUGAUGCUGUCGCCUCAGAUGAAGAAAUCACCAAGAAAGUUACCCCAUAUGAAGAGGAGGAAAGCGACUAUGUAGAGAAUCCUCCCAAAGAUGAGAUUGAUGUCGAAGUUGAAACUCCAUUGCUGUCUUUUUCUGAACAAGCGAGCACUCCCGUAUCUGAUUCCAUCAAAAUUUCUGAAGGAGUGCAAAUCCCCCAGUUAAAAACUACCCUUGGAACAACUUUUGAUGCUGUCGCCUCAGAUGAAGAAAUCACCAAGAAAGUUACCCCAUAUGAAGAGGAGGAAAGUGACUAUGUAGAGAAUCCUCCCAAAGAUGAGAUUGAUGUCGAAGUUGAAACUCCAUUGCUGUCUUUUUCUGAACAAGCGAGCACUCCCGCAUCUGAUUCCAUCAAAAUUUCUGAAGGAGUGCAAAUCCCCCAGUUAAAAACUACCCUUGGAACAACUUUUGAUGCUGUCGCCUCAGAUGAAGAAAUCACCAAGAAAGUUACCCCAUAUGAAGAGGAGGAAAGUAACUAUGUAGAGAAUCCUCCCAAAGAUGACGUUGAUGUUAAAGUAGAAACUCCAUUGCUGUCUUUCUCAGAACAACCUGUGAGCACUCCAGCAUCUGAUUCCAUCAGAAAGCCUGAAAGUCCUCCAACAACACAUGAUGAUAAACCGGAGACUGAAGAGGAGAAGAGCAUGUGGACCUCAUUUGGAGAUGCUGUUUUUUCAGUUGUCACUGGGGGAGAGAAAACGGCACAAGAUUUUAGUUCGGAGGAAGAUGACGAGGAAGAAGAAGAAGCUGCUUCAGAAGCCCCUCAGAGUUUUGAAGAAGCAAAGAAAAACAUAGAAAAACCGGUAUCCGUAGAAUUGGCAAAAGAGCCGGAAAAUAUAGAGCCAGUUCUUCAAGAUCCUGCUAAUCCCAGCUCUGUACAGACAGAUAAUAAAGAAAUGGACAGUGACUCUGAAAAACACUUGUUUGAUCGCGAUGAUGAGGAUGAAGGAGAAGUGAUCGGACCUGAGGAAACAUUAGAACCAACUGAUGAGCCGAUACCCCAUCAAACAGAAGCAAGUACAAAAUCAGUGGAUCCAAUAUCACAAGAUGAUACUUCCUCCAUUCCUGAGGCUCAAAAAUCAGAUCUUAAAACAGCAGAUGAACCCUUUGGGCACAAAGAGGAAGAAGAGGAAGAUUCAGAGGUCUGUAAUAGUAACACAGAUGUACAGGACAGUAGUGUUGAAAUGGAGCACAAUGAGGAUUUAGACAAUGAAUUGGCUGAAAACAAAGAGGUGAGCAAUCAAGAAUUAGCCAGUACCGAAACACAGCAGGACACGUCCACUGAGGAUUCAGAUGUAAAAGAUGAGGAAUAUACUAUAGAUGACAGCCUAUCUAAUCAGAUACACAACUAUUCAAUGACAGAUUUAGAGAGCAAUGACGGUCAACCAGAAUUAUCCGUGGAGGAACCAGAGAGUCAUGAGGAAGUUUUUACAGAGGUCUGGGAAGAUGAGAAAGAUCCAGAGGAGGAGAAAGAAGAAUUACUUGAAGAUGAAAAUGCACUUUCUUCCUCACAAUCAGACGACACCUCUGACAAACCCUCACCUGAGACAACCCUGCCCACUGCGUUGACUCCAGAGCCGGAAUACAGUGAUAGCGUGUUGAGACUGACGCUGCUUCGAGACCACUUCACAGAGGAGAGCAUGGAUCGGAUCCAAAAGCUUCUGGGUCUCAAGAAUCUCUUUAAAGUGGAGGCCAUGUUCUCUGACUUGGACAUAGAAUUGCAGGCUACACGUCUCUCAUCCACAGGUACUAUGCAAGACAUUGAAAAUGCACUCGAGGGCAUCCUGGAAGCAUCUGAGAACGCUAUCCUGGACGAGAUUGAGAAGAUGCUGGACAGCCAAGGCGCAAAACACAGUAAUGACCAACAUAUGGACAGUGGUUUGGAUGAGGAGACUGAAAUACUGGAUGACUUCCAGGAGCUUGCGUUCAGCCUACGACAGAAGUAUUCAACAGCCAGUGACAGCACGCCUUUAGCGACAGAAAAAGCAUCAGAUAUUGACCAAGGUGACGUGCCCUUCAUCGUUGAAGAAGACAAAGUUGUCAGCGUCCCUGAGGCUGGGAGUGAGGCCAACAUCACAGUAAGCGAUCAUGAAGAAGGGCCAGCAGAGACUACAGAGGAGCACAUAGUUUUGGAUGAGGUGCACAGUGGACCAGACGUUAGUGUGGAGGAGGAUAGCGGACACUUCAAUAAAAACAAAGACAAUCCGUUGAGCUUCAGUGCAUCAGACGAGAUACAGAAGGUCCCUCAAGACACCCUGGAAAAUCCCUUAGACAUGGGUCUUGGUGUCGAGGUUGAACACUCGCCCUCAGAAUCUUUGAAUUCCAUGGACCCAGUGACUGAAAUUCACAAAGAAGAAGUGGGAUUAUUAUUAACUGGACAUGUUUAUAUGGGCUGCAUACUGUCAGUGAUCAAGAGCAAAAUUGCAGAGUGGACCAUUGUGAUGAUAUCACUACUGCCAGAAGAGUGGAAACCUGGAGAUACCUUGUUUGGCUGUCCAUGGCAAGCUGUUGUCAUCACUGCUUUGGUUGGAGUAGUGACCUUCACCCUUUUCUUCUGGAGGGUUGUGUUGGCAGUAAAGAAGAGAGAAUAUCUGGUGGAUGAAAAAAGGUUGACCGAGCAAAUUUUGGCACUCAAAAAAGAGAAGAAUGAUGCUCUCUCUAAAAUGUCUGAACUCCAGAAACAGACUGAACAACUUAAAGAAAAUCAAAAACAGUCAGAGAAAACUGUCAGUUGUACAAUGAAAAUGAUGCAAAAACUGGAGGGUAAGGUUUUGGAGGCAGAAACACGGAAUGAACAGAUUGCUGAGGAAAAGAACAAAUAUGCAAAACAACUCGAAGAUGAGAGGGCAAACUCUCUGCAAAAUGAAACAAGGAUUGAGAAAUUGGAGAAGUUAAACGAGAAACUACAGCUCAGCAGGAAAAAGAUUCAGGAAGCUCUCGCUAAGACUACAGUUCUCCUGGACGAGUCCAAAAUUCGUGAAGAUGCCCGAAACGCUCAGCAUAAAUGUCUUGUGAAAGAUUAUGCAGCGCUAAAAGAAGAAAAUAAAACCCUUAAGGCUACUAUAAAGGGCUGGGAGGACAAACACAAGGAGCUGAACGAGCAAAUUAAAGUCUACCAAAAGUCCCAGAAAGAGCUGGAGGACUCUGUGGUGCUCAAAGAUCACAACGUGGAGGUGCUGUCUGAACUUCUGGCAGACCUAGAUGCUUGUGAUUCACAAAAAGGUGACACCAACGUGUUAGCCAAUUGUGAAGUAGCGCAUGACAAGAAGACAGCCAUAAAGAACAGAAUCAAACAGAUGAUGGAUGUUUCUCGGGUCCAGACCACUCUCUCUGUGGUCGAAGAAGAGCGUGAUCGCUUCAUGACCAAACUACUGAAUGAAGAAAAGACUAGAAAGUCACUGGAAGAACAACACCAGGAGCUUGAACAUGCAAUUGCAACCCUAAAAAGCGACAAGAGCCAUAUCGAAAACCAGUUCAAGAUCCUCCAGCAGAAAAAUGAAAUCAUGGUUGAAAUGUAUCAGCAGAAGGAAAACGCUUUGCAGCAGAGAUUAACGAAGGAAGAGUUGGAGCGACGCAGCAAAGAGAACAUGCUGUCUGAGGUUGGAGGGAAAGCUCUCGAGGCAGAGGAGCAGGUUAAAAUCUUAAAGCAACGCAUUAAUGAAAUGGAGGAGCAGAUGAAGAAGACUGAGGACGUCUAUAAAGAGCAGAUAAAAGAACAGGAAAACAAAACUCACUCAAACUGGGUAAAUGCUCGUAAUGCAGAGCGAGCUUUGAAUCAAGAGAAGCUUGAAUCAUCAAAGCUGCGUGAAAAACUGGCUGUAAUGACCUCCCAACUUAAUGAGCGCCGUGCUCCCCUCUUCCGACCGAACUCCGGACAACCUGCAGGUCCUCGCCAAGGUGAUUCAUAUGGGCCUUCUCCUGUGAGCGGGGGUGCUCCAUCUCCUCCAAUAAUGAUAGAGGGUCCCAGACGCCCUCCUUCUGCCCCAGUGGGGCGAAGAAUUGACCCAUAUGGUCCACGACCUCCAUCAGACCCACAUGGUCGUUACCCUGAAAACAAACACAUCUCUGGGAUGGACAUGAUGGGCCCACGUAGCUCCUCACCUGCCAACAUGGACGGAUGUACACAAGCAGUAGAUCCACAGAUAAAAGCAGAGACACAGACUGAGGUCUCCACAGACAGUCCAGAGACAGGCCCUGGAUCUCUCCUAGUGUCUCCGAUCAGGGACUCACCAGGCCCCAUGGUCCAAGGACCUCCACCCGGCCCUGGACCACAUGAGCAGCUCCUCCCUCCUGGACCCCACGGCCGUCUGCCACCUCCUGGACCUUACAGACCUCCAAGACCCGGCCCCUACCACCUCCCACCAGGUCCUCAUGGUCCUCCAGGUCCUCCACUUCCAGCCAACGGGCACCCAGGUAUGCCCCUGCCUGGACCAGUGGGUGGAGAUUUUGGACCCCGACCCGCCAACGGACAUGUGUUCCACCCCAGGCCAGGCCCUGGACAUGUUAUUGAUCCUCGGGGUCCACCACCGCCACACUUCCGUCCCCCUCCACCUCAUCACUUUGGACCGAUGCCUCUGCCACCUGGUGUUCGUGGACCUAUGGGACCACGUCCUCCCAUCCCUCCCGACAUGCGCUUCCCAGGACCACGUGACCACACCAGCCCACCAAUGAACCUGCCUCCAGGUGUCCUUCCCCACCCUGCAUAUCCUGGUGAUGCUUAUAGUCAGGGUCCACCUAAUGCCCUCCAGAACUCAUCAGGAGCUCAAACUGGCCCUGGACAGGACCUGCAUGUGAAGCAGGAGGCUCCUCAGGACUCAGUGAGGCCAGCGAUGGUCAAGCCUUAAGAAUGCCACCAGCUACAGCAGAGGACUUGGAUUUACUCCGUACCCAUCACAUUAACAACCCAGAUCCUGUCCAAACAUAGGUCAUGAUUAUUUUCUGGUUUCAGUUAUAAAAGCUACCAUGAUGUUUACGUAAAAUAACCAACAAAAAAAAACAUGGUCCUUCAAUUAAAGCACCAUCAAUAAUUAUGUCUGAAAUGAAUGAGUUGAGAGGGUUGCCACUUUUCUAAACAGCUUAUUGUGCAAUAAUCAUUAUUACAGAGAAUUUUCAUUUGUGUUUAUCUUUUAAAAAAAAUAGCAAUGAUUUUUAAGGAGCAAAUUUUUAAAUGUCAUUUCCUGUGGAAAUUGUUUUAAAAGAGGAUAAAAAAGAGGGAGGUUUAGCUUCGAGCAUUCAGGAAGACCUUAAUUUUCCCAAAGCUGUUGCUUCAAAACAGACUGUAAAGCAAAUGUGUAAUUUGAUGGCCAGAUGUAUAACUUAUUUUACUAUGUUGGUAGAACUUUUAAUAAUAAAGAAUGUAAAAGCUGUUGGUGUUAUAAGGCAUAAAUCUGUGCUGCUGCUGAGACAGAAACAUAAACAUCUGUUCUGUUUGUUAAAAGUCAGUUGACAUGUUAAUUUAUACAAAAAACAGCAUGUACCUUAUUCAGCUUAGUGUAUGCAGGGACAGAAGCAGAGUAGCCUUUCACCAAUAACUCUAGAUGCACAUCCAUCUGUUCUGUCAAUCUGUUUUGCUUUUUCGUGUAACAAACGAAUUGUCCUUUGGCUCAAACACAUGAAACUAUGGCCUCUCAGCUCAAUGAGAUUCAGCUCCCCUGCUGUUUUUUUUGUUGUUGUUGUUGUACUCAAUAGGUGAGGACAUUUGCUUGUCUGGUGAGUAAUCAUAUCAAACCUGGGGCAUUAGGUCACAUUGUUUCAGGACCAAAACACAAUGAAGAUAUAUUAAAAAGGGCUUCAUUA
Micropterus salmoides (largemouth bass) is the source of this 6947-nucleotide messenger RNA. RefSeq names its product MIA SH3 domain ER export factor 3 (gene mia3). Gene Ontology annotation, biological process: vesicle cargo loading; protein secretion; endoplasmic reticulum to Golgi vesicle-mediated transport. Lineage: Eukaryota; Metazoa; Chordata; Actinopteri; Centrarchiformes; Centrarchidae. Gene Ontology annotation, cellular component: endoplasmic reticulum exit site; endoplasmic reticulum membrane. Bases 74 to 5995 code for a protein of 1973 amino acids. The transcript is spliced from 28 exons. The record is from RefSeq and is a predicted model, not a curated record. Gene Ontology annotation, molecular function: protein binding.